Molecule: messenger RNA, 2567 nt
Organism: Megalobrama amblycephala (Wuchang bream)
Lineage: Eukaryota; Metazoa; Chordata; Actinopteri; Cypriniformes; Xenocyprididae
Gene: cmklrl2
Product: chemokine-like receptor 1 like 2
Exons: 2
Coding region: 246-1274 (342 amino acids)
Biological process (GO): chemotaxis; phospholipase C-activating G protein-coupled receptor signaling pathway; complement receptor mediated signaling pathway
Cellular component (GO): plasma membrane
Molecular function (GO): complement receptor activity; G protein-coupled receptor activity
Source: RefSeq, a predicted model, not a curated record
UAUCAGAUAAACAGAGCCUUUUGAAUGUAUGCUAUGUGUGGCCAUCAACAGUAUCAGUUCUCAGAAAUUUGCUUGCAAUUCACAGAGGAACUAGGUGUUAAAAUUUGGCAAAUAGCCCUGUCUGCACUUACAGUAUCAUGAGAAAACAACCCAGCAGCAGAAGUACAGAUCUGAAGCAUUGAAAACGGCAUUGUGAAGCUUCCAUUGUGAGAACUCUACUUCCUAUUUAGUUCUAACAAGACAUAAUGAAUUCAGCUGAUGAACCAGAUUAUAACUACAGUGAUUACAGUGAUAUUGUAAAUGAUCUUCAAAAUCACACAAACAACAUUCCUGUGGAUGUACAUGCUGGAUACUGCAAGGAAGCAGCAUGUGUAAUCACAGUUAUUCUUAAUGUGAUCAUAUUCCUUCUUGGCAUCGUUGGAAAUGGUGCGGUGAUCUGGAUUACUGGUUUUAAGAUGAAGAAGUCAGUGAACACCACCUGGUACCUGAGCCUGGCUUUGUCUGACUUCAUUUUCUGCGCUACUCUCCCGUUCAUCAUUAUCAGAACAGUGAUGGACGACUGGAUCUUUGGGCUCUUCAUGUGCAAGUUCACCUCUUUUGUUAUGACCAUCAAUAUGUACAGCAGCAUUUUCAUCCUGGUCAUCAUUAGCGUGGAUCGCUGCAUCACAGUCAAGUUUCCUGUCUGGGCCCAAAAUCAACGCACUAUAAAGAAAGCUUCUUUAGCUGUUAUGAUGGCUUGGUUCGUGUCUGCAUUGCUUAGCAUUCCACCUGCCAAAUUUAGAGAUAUUAUCCAUGACUCAACGGUCAAAUGUUAUACCGACUAUAAAGAUUACCACAGAACCAUUGUGUUCACACGCUUUACUUUUGGGUUUUUAAUUCCGCUCCUGACCAUUUCCACCUGUUACUCCGUCCUGAUCUGUAAACUUAGAGCAAACCAAAUGUCCAAAUCCACCAAGCCUUACAAGAUAAUGACUUUACUGAUUACAACUUUUUUUGUCUGUUGGUUGCCAUUUCACAUCACUUGUAUUCUAGAGGUGGGCAAAACUGAGCAUGAUCCUGUCUUUAACACGGCCCAUCAAAUAUCUGCAGCCAUUGCCACUGCAAACAGCUUUAUAAACCCAUUCCUCUAUGCAUUCAUGGCCAAGGAUUUGAAGAAGAAAUGCUAUUCCUUCCUGUCAAAGAUUGAGAGUGCCAUUGAUGAGGAGACCCGGAGCGCUUUCCAAAGAACUUCCAUUACCAAUUCUGUGGAUAACAGACUUUCCACUGCUGUCUGAAAUUUUAAAACAAUUCUUGGACAAAAGACAUUUUAGUAACACUUUACAAUAAGGUUGGAUUAGUUCACAUUAGUUAACUACUUUAACAUAAGAAUGAACGAUAUUUCUACACCAUUUAUUAAUCUUAGAUAAUGUUAAUUUCAAUGUUUACUAAUACAUUAUUCAAAUACAUUUUUUUGUUAACAUUAGUUAAUACACUGUGAAAUAGCAUGAACAGACAAUGAAUGACAGUAUUUUUACUACUUUAACAAAGAUGAAUAAAUACUGUAACAAAUGUAUUUCUCAUUGUUACAUCAUAUAGUUAAUAUAUUAACUAAUGUUAACAAAUGAGACCUUAAUGUAAAGUGUUACCGAUAUUUCUCUUUAUUCUUAUUUAAGUCGGACUGGAGAAUGCUGGCCUGGAAAAGAAUGAAUAUUAAUAAGUUGUACAAUUGUUUGUUGCAUGUAACACAGCUGAAACGUCUAGAAUAAAUCAGUAUAAAUAGGUUGAAUGAAAGCUACUUUCUACAAAAGUUUUGUAUAUUAAAACACCAUUUUGCUUAAUGCUUUUUGCAGAAUUUUAUGACAACUAUUACAUUUUUACUUUUUUACCAUUUUUGCAUGUGUCAUUUGCAAGUAGCACUCACGAAGACGAUUCAAAUAACAGACUUUAUUAACUAUCCAACAGAUUCAGAAGAUCACAGGAACACACAGGAUAAACGCAAACCAAACCAUACAUUAAUGAGAACUGUCAGAGAACAGAAACGGGUGUAAAUAUAGGAGGUAUAACAAAAGAACUCAAUUAGAAACAAGUGGCGAUAAUCAGUAACUAAGGGAACAAACUGGCACACACUAGGAAUAGUGGCCUGUUGCAUGAAACAAACUGAGUAGAAAAUAUCUAUAUAUCUGACAAAUACAGAUAAAUAAAACCUGGUUUAGAUCAGGUUCAGCGGUCUCACAACGCUCUGUAUAAACAUUCUCUGUCAACUCAGGUUUGAUCCAAAGUUUGCGAUUAACUGAAGGGUGUGUACCUGGAAGUGUAACACGUGGCAAACAGCUAAUCACACAGAACAUGCAGAGCAUCCGUUUGAUUCAUUUCUUGAUAGAGAGACUGCGCAAUUCACUACUCCUUUGAAGAUUAAGAAAUCGUUAUGAAAAAUAUCAUGAAAUUAAACACAUUUACAAAGCAGGAAUAAACACGGCUGCUUCUCAGUUUAAGAAGGCAGUGGAAAGAAAAUAUCUGACUAUAUCAAUUCAUCUACGUAAGCUUAAUUUGUUAAAAAGCUUAUAUUAAUGCAUGUAUUGUAUUAUAUA